AUUUAGUUGACCAGCGGCUCGAGCGGGAGACAGGUGUCGUCGUCGUCUGAGCGUUUAUAGGCCAGCCCGUAAUAUUAGUAUUAGUUAUUUUCAAGCAGCAAGCAGCACCCCGCCACCCAGAAUGGAGCAGUGGAACAAUGUGGAGCUGACGAACAUGUCCAAAAAGUCGUACACACUGAAUCAUGCCUAUAAUAUGGCCGAAAAGCUCAACAACGAGAAUGCUACUGUGUCCUCCAAUGGCAAUGGCAGCGACAGUGAACCAGCAAAAGAGCAAACAGAGAGCUUGCUCCUCAAGCCAGGCUCGGAUGUGAAGCCCAAAGUGGAUCCGGACGAUGUGGAGAACCUCCUGCGACGACUCUAUGGCAUUACAGUGAGCGAAGUGAAGGAGAUUCUGGCCUACGAUGAUCGUAACUUUUUGAUCCAUGAAGAUAGCAAUGUGAAGAAUCCUCUGAUUGUGUCCCAUUGUCCCCAUGGCUAUGUCCUGAAGAUAAUGAACUCGUUGGACUCUAAGAACGAAAAAAUUGUGGAUGCACAGAAUCAAGUGAUGCUUUAUUUAUCUAAACAACAAAUAAAGUGUCCCCGUCCAAUUGCUAAUGCCAGCGGAAAGUAUUACUCGGUGGAAAAGCUAAAUGGCACAGCCCAUGUGGUGCGCCUCUUGGAGUUUGUUCCUGGCCAAAUAUUCCGUGAAGUUCCAAUCACAAAUUGCCUUUUGUUCCAAAGCGGCGAAUAUUUGGCGAAAUUGGACCGAGCUCUCAAGGACUUUUCCCACGAAGCGUAUGAAAACCACACGACAACAUGGUUGCUGCAGAAUGUACCGCGCGUAAGGGAGUUUCUAUUCGCCGUCAAGGAUAAGGAGCGCAAGGAAUUGUGUGAGGAGGUGAUCGAUGCCUUCGAGUCGAAGGUAUUGAGUGUGGUGUCCACCCUGGAGCAUCAGAUCAUCCACGGCGACUUCAAUGAGUCGAAUAUUGUGGUUGAAUCGGCAACAAACCAGACGGACCACAACAUCAAGGGCGUGAUUGACUUUGGGGACACGAGCAAGUCGCCGCUUCUCUUCGAAGUUGGCAUUGCCUUGACCUACAUGAUGCUAGAGGCGAAAGAUCUGGGUAGCGGUGGUGUCUUCCUGGCCGGUUUUGCUAGCAUAAAGCCCAUCAGUAUCACAGAGCUGGGGUAUUUGAAGUAUUGUGUGGCUGCUCGUCUCGUCCAGAGCCUGGUGUUGGGCCUGUAUACGCACAGCUUACAUCCCACCAAUGAUUACCUUCUGUCCACCCAACAAGCCGGCUGGCAGCUGCUCGAGAAACUCUGGAGGGAGAGUUUCGACUCUGUAGACGAACUGUGGUCGACAGCCGGCCAUCAGUACUUGACGCAAAGCAAUAAAUAAAUUAAAUAGAGAAUAUAAAUUGUCAAUUAAAUAUUACUUUUAUCCGAUAUAUUAUUAUCAUAAUCUUUACAAUAAAACUUGUUAAACAAAUACAAAUA
Messenger RNA from Drosophila guanche, 1476 nucleotides. Its product is annotated as hydroxylysine kinase. The transcript has 4 exons. The record is from RefSeq and is a predicted model, not a curated record. Gene Ontology annotation, molecular function: amino acid kinase activity. Bases 122 to 1378 code for a protein of 418 amino acids. NCBI's taxonomy places the organism in Eukaryota, Metazoa, Arthropoda, Insecta, Diptera, Drosophilidae.